AUGACACCGCCGGCCCCAAAGAGAUCCCGCACAGCUCCAAAAUUUCACUCCGGACAUUUGGAUCCCAAUCGAGCCAGAAAACUUAAGAAAGAAUGGAUUGCGCACCAGAAACUCAAGGCCAGGUACCGCGCGGAGAAACGCCGUAUGGGAAUGACCAAGGUUACAGCAGAGGAUGAUGGCGAUGAGGCUGGCGGCAGCACCGGUGACGAUAUAGCCAAGGCUGACGAGUCAGACUCGCAUUCGGACUCGCCGGUCAACGAUUCUUCGGCUGAAGUAGCUGAUACCGCUGCGCAGUCCCCGGUUGUGGACUCUCUCGUGCUCGUGGCGCACGUUCUAGAACAACAAAUUCCGGGCGCAACACAAGAAAUCCUGCUAAUGAAGUCAAGUCGGAGCAGGAAAGUCCUUCAUUACGAGAACUCGCAAGAGAUGCAUAUUCGCCAGCCAGCCUUCACACAUUCAAAAGCCAUCCUCUUCGCGGCCGACCGCAUGGAAAGAAUAACUCUCGAACUAGACGAAUCCCUAUCCAAGUCGCACAGACAUUAA
This is a messenger RNA of Rhizoctonia solani, 543 nucleotides long. RefSeq lists its product as uncharacterized. The transcript is spliced from 2 exons. NCBI's taxonomy places the organism in Eukaryota, Fungi, Basidiomycota, Agaricomycetes, Cantharellales, Ceratobasidiaceae. The coding region runs from base 1 to 543 and encodes 180 amino acids. The record is from RefSeq and is a predicted model, not a curated record.